CUCCUACGAGUAUCCUGAAAAGUGAGAUAAAGAUUCAUAACAAUUUUAUCUUUUUCGUAUGCUUUCCCAUCUGAAGCGAGUGAUGAGUCAAGUGAAAAAUGAGUCAGUUUGUUUCGGGUAGAACUUUUCCUCUUUAACUGCACAUUUAUAGGUCUUGAUUCUUAUCCUAUCUAACACCCAAAUCUAUAUUAUCAUUCAUCGUUCUACUUCCAUAUUCAUUCAUAUAUACUUCCUCUGCUUCAAUUCACUACUCAGCAAUAUAUGGAGAACUUUGUAAUUCAAGUCCUUCGGGGAAGAUGGUUCAUGAUGUUUGCUUCUUUCUUGAUCAUGGCUGGAGCCGGUGCCACCUAUCUCUUUGGCGUCUACUCAAAAGACAUCAAAUCCACUUUGGGUUAUGACCAGUCCACCCUCAACCUCCUCGGAUCCUUCAAAGACGUCGGAGCCAAUGUCGGAAUUGUCUCCGGCCUCAUUGCAGAGGUAACCCCUACAUGGUUCGUUCUGCUCAUCGGUUCAGCCAUGAAUUUCGCCGGCUACUUCCUCAUAUGGCUAUCUGUCACUAAAAGAAUCCCCAAACCCAGAGUUUGGCAGAUGUGUUUGUACAUUUGCAUUGGGGCGAAUUCCCAGAAUUUCGCCAACACCGGUUCUCUGGUCACCUGUGUCAAGAACUUCCCGGAAAGCCGUGGGAUGAUGUUGGGCCUGAUGAAGGGUUUUGUUGGGUUGAGCGGUGCUGUUUUCACCCAACUUUACCUCGCCAUAUACGGGAACGAUUCGAAGUCUAUGAUCCUUUUGAUUGCUUGGUUGCCCGCGGUUUUGUCCAUCAUCUUUAUCCCGAGCAUUAGGCCGAUGAAGAUAUCGAGACACCCUCAGGAGACAUGGGUUUUGUUUGAGUAUCUUUGGAUUUCCAUCACAAUGGCAUUGUGUUUGAUGGGAUUGACGAUUACCCAGAAGUAUGUGAAAUUCUCACACACCGCUUACGUGGCGUGUGCCACGGUGGUUUGUGUCUUGCUCUUUCUCCCGUUCUUUAUAUCUAUUAGGGAAGAGUAUUCCACCCGUCGGGCUAUGAAGAAGGAGAGGAAGAAGAAGAAGGUUUUGAGCGACAGUCGCUCCACGUCUCGGGUAGCACUUGAUGAUAUUGAGGAACAACCAUCGCCCGAGCCCCGAAUGUCCGAGAUCGUUGAGGUGUCAGAGCAAAUGCAGGAAGGAGCGGAAGGAGGGAAGAGUACUAGAGGGACAGGAUGCUUUAAAGAUAUAUGCAAGAAACCGAAAAGAGGUGAUGAUUACACAAUACUUCAGGCUCUAUUGAGCAUAGACAUGCUAAUUCUCUUCAUAUGCAACUUCUGUGGUCAAGGCUGUAGCUUGACUGCAGUGGAUAAUCUAGGCCAAAUUGGUGAGUCUUUGGGAUACCCGUCCCAAACCAUAAGCACCUUUGUCUCCUUGAUUAGCAUUUGGAACUUCUUUGGUCGAGUCUUCUCGGGAUUUGUGUCCGAAGGAAUCAUAAAGAAGUGGAGAGUACCUCGACCGCUUAUGAUGACAUUGUCCCUCCUUGUACCUGUUGUGGGAGACCUUUUCAUCGCCUUCCCGUUCCCGGGAUCCAUCUACGUUGCAUCGUUGCUCAUCGGAUUCUCUUACGGCGUCCAACUCACCCUUCUCUUCAUCAUAAUCUCUGAGCUAUUUGGUCUCAAAUAUUACUCCACGCUGUUCAACUGUGGCCAGCUGGCGAGUCCGAUUGGGUCAUACAUACUCAAUGUCAAGAUAGUGGGGAAGUUGUAUGAUAUGGAGGCAGUGAAGCAGCUUCAAAUGAAGGGGAUAGAGAAGGGAAUGGUCAAGGAGCUGACUUGCAUGGGUAAAUCAUGUUAUAGGGUCUCUUUCAUUAUUUUGGCAGGGGUUAACUUUUUUGGAGCUUUGGUCUCUUUGAUUUUGGUGUUCAGAACUAGAGAUUAUUACAAGACUGAUAUUUACAAGAGGUUUAAGGAUGAAAUGGAAGCUAAUGAGAAGGAGAUGGCUGAUGUUGCAUUUCCUUCUCUUGGGGCAACUACAUAAUCUUUUUGUGUAUGUUUAAGUAUCAUAUAUUUAGACAAGUUCUAUUUUUCAAUUAUGUUAAUUCAGUGGAGUGUCAUUUUCUUCUUAUGGGCAUAUGCUUUGACUUUUUCUUAUAGCUAGGUUUACUAUGAUUACAUUAAAGUUACUCUUAAAGUCUAUAAAAUUUAUACAGUAAUUUAA
Molecule: messenger RNA, 2220 nt
Organism: Cuscuta europaea
Lineage: Eukaryota; Viridiplantae; Streptophyta; Magnoliopsida; Solanales; Convolvulaceae
Source: the annotation of a GenBank genome assembly